Messenger RNA from Bacillus rossius redtenbacheri, 3792 nucleotides. RefSeq names its product palmitoyltransferase ZDHHC8 (gene Zdhhc8). The transcript has 10 exons. Gene Ontology annotation, biological process: protein palmitoylation. Gene Ontology annotation, molecular function: palmitoyltransferase activity. The record is from RefSeq and is a predicted model, not a curated record. The coding region runs from base 410 to 2428 and encodes 672 amino acids. NCBI's taxonomy places the organism in Eukaryota, Metazoa, Arthropoda, Insecta, Phasmatodea, Bacillidae.
AUAUUUUAAAUUAUUUUUUCUUAACACAAGGUUUCCCUGUAUCGUUGUCAGCGAAGGCUACGCCAUAAGAUAUUUGGAAAUGUUUGUCUCUUUCUGUCUUUAGUGUCUAGUCUUUGACUCUUUUCUUAUCAAUGUGAAGUUCGACCGUGAUAUGUUGGCGUGUGGACUGUUUGAGUGUUGUUGACAUUAUGACGGACAAUGUGUUUGAAAGAUUGUGACGUUAUUCAUGAAUAUUGCCAGUUAGAUGUAUUCAUUUUUUUGAAGUGAUGUAUUGUGACGAGAACCGUAUUUUAUGUAGACGCUUGAAACACAGUUCGUCCGUCAAUGGCAAGGCGCGGCCAUGUUGACGUAUAGCAGAAGACUACGGGAAUAAAAAAUUUUCUGUAAUUCGACCGUUCUUAAAAACAGAAUGCCGAAAUGUGAGAGUUUCACAAAGUACAUACCUGCCACAUUCGCAUGGUUGAUGCUGCUCGGAACUACAGCUUUAUUCUUUUAUUUUCCAUGUCGCUACUACGUAGAUCGAGGUUUUCUAUGGGUUCCAGCUGGCCAGGGGGUAAUCACGUUGUUCGUGAUAGCAAACUUUACGUUGGCUACGUUCAUGGACCCUGGGAUAAUUCCAAGAGCUUCCCCCGAAGAGGACAGGGAGGAUGACUUCCGUGCUCCUCUGUACAAGAACGUGGAAAUAAACGGCAUCACGGUGCGCAUGAAGUGGUGCGUCACAUGCCAGUUCUACCGGCCGCCCCGCUGUUCACACUGCAGCGUCUGCAACGUCUGCAUCGAGACUUUCGACCACCACUGUCCGUGGGUGAACAACUGCAUAGGACGCAGGAACUACAGGUUCUUCUUCAUGUUCCUCAUAUCGCUCAGCGUCCACAUCACCAGCAUAUUCGGGCUGUGCGUGUACUUUGUCUACAAGCACACAGAAAACCUCAAGGAUGUUCCCACGAUUGUUGCAAUGGUGAUAAUUGCAAUAAUAGUGCUGCUGUUCAUUCCCAUCUGUGGCCUGACUGGGUUCCACAUAGUGCUAGUGUCACGGGGCAGGACGACAAACGAGCAGGUGACCGGCAAGUUCAAAGGAGGCUACAACCCGUUUUCUCGUGGUUGUCCUCGCAACUGUUGCUACAUCUUGUGUGGACCACAGUAUCCCAGCUUGCUGAAGGCCAGCAAGUACGUGGGGAAGCCGAAACGGUAUCCCUGUUCCACAUCCGCCAUAUCGACUAUAACGAAUGAGAACCAGGUAAAGACCUACAUGGAUAACAGCAAUGGGGUUAGGAAUGCCAGUUCAAAUGCUUAUAACAAGCUGUCCCCCGGCAGGGGCGAGGGCUCCGACACGGACAUGGAGCCCACGGCGUCGCAGUCGCAGGACUGCGAGCCCACGCCGCCGCUGCAGCGCCACGGCUCCAAGAGCAACUUCUUCCUGCCGCCCGUCGAGGGCAGCGACUCCCCGCGCAAGGCCGCGCACUCCGCACAGCAGGUGCGCGGGCCCUUUGCGCGCGGGAGCCCGCACCCCCGGCCCAGGGGCAUGGAGGCUUCGCAGUCGCGCAGCCACACGCCCGACCCACUCUCGCCCGAGCAGCCAUCGCCGGCUCAGCGGGGCCAAGGCCCGGGACCGAGCCCCACCAUGCAGCAGCGCAUCAAGGCUAUCGGGGUGCCCACACCCCUGGCGAUGAACAGCCCCGUGCGCAGCAGACAAGCACUAGCAAGCAGGAACUCACCAAGGUCUAAUCCCGGCACGCCCACACAGCCUCGCCGACCUGACUUCAUCUGCGUGGGCAGCACGGCACAACCUUACUACGACUUCAACCCCCCGCAGACACACCAGCACCACGCCGCCGGAGGGUACGGCAGUCCCCAGCGGAGGUUCCUGUCGGAAGGGGAGCUGGUGCGCCAAGGAGCAGACCUGCAGUACGCCCGCACCAACAACACCGUGGACAACAUCCGCGAGCUGGCGGGCUCGCCGCAGCGCGGUGUGUACAUGUGGAAGGACACGUCCCCGGGGGCCUACGCUGCGGGCGGCAACGGGGUCCCCGCCCCGGCGCACCUCCACCAGAGGCCCGGCCUGGGCUACGACUACUACCGCUCCAACCCCACCAGCCCCACGCAGCAGCAGCAGCAGCAGCAGCAGCAGCAGCAGCAGCAGAGGAUGUACUACAACGCACCGGUGCGUGGCGGCGUGCCCGUGUACCCCCCGCCACAGUCCCCGCAGGUGCGGCGCAAGGCCAUCGGUACGCCCACCACGCCGACGGUGAGGGCGAGCCCCGGGUCGCGGCGGCCCAUGUCCUUCGUGCGCGCGCUGGAGAUGACGGACGGCAUGGAGCUGACGGGAUCGCCCGGCGCGCCCCGCCCCGCGACGGACGCUCAUCGCAGCGCCACGCCCACGCCCGACCGGGCCAGCGUCUACGACGUCAACUACGAGAUCUCCGUAUAGGGUCGGCUGUGCCCUCGGACCCGAACGCUGCCGCACAGGCGCCACGUGGCCCGCGGCCACCACGUCGGUGCGCACACUUUCCCGAUGGCUCGUCACGGAAGUAGGCCUCCGUUUUGAGGGCAGGUCCCGUGUCCCGCCACGAGCCUCUCGUGGUCCAACAUUUUAAAUACUGACUCGUAUUUCAAAUGUUAAAAUGUAAAAUUUUAUCUUUUUAUCAUGUAUGUAGUAAUCAGGUGAGAAGAACCGAUGACCGAUGCUUGCCAUUACGUUACUGUUUUCCGUGACCGAUGAGGAUUGUAGGCAGAAUUGUUGUGAUGUUCGUACGUCGACCUCAUCACGUGCAUUACCUGACCGAUAUGUGCCGUACCACACCUGUUGUCCUUUUGUUGUUGUUAUUGUUGUUAGUGCAGAUUGAGGACCGACGUCACACGAGGAUCGUGGUUUAGUUUCUCAUUCUGUGAAUGUGUGGCUGAUCGUUUGAUGGUCGACGAACCCUCCGGCCUUCCGGCACAUUCGACCAUCUGCAGUACUUAAAAUGUAACCUUAUCCGUGUCCUAAUGAGAAGUGCGCCAAUUAGUGUUUCCGUCACAUUAACAGAAAGAUGAGUAGAUCUUUAUACGUGUAGGCUAAAAUGUGGUCUGUAAGUGUUUGAUGUAUUUAGUGUGCAUGCUUUGUCUUCAAUUGUUAUUUUGAAGAAGUGUUAACAAUUUUAUGUAUUGGUAAUAUUGAUCUUUUGAGUGAGAACCUAUAUAUUUCAAUUUUUUUCUUUACUGUAAACACAAAAAAAAUUUCCAUCUCACCUUAAAGAAGCACCAAAGGAAAAAUUAUGUGCUCAGCUUCAAAUUAUUUAGUGUUAUUUCUUUUGUAAAUAGUCUAUUUUGUACCAGAGUUUAGUAAUUUCCUGGCAUUUAACUGCCACCCUUUAUUUGAUUUCAAUUGUUGUUGAUCAAAACAUUGAAAAUGAAAAUAAAUCAAGACUUGGAACUUUCCUGGUGCAAGUAUUGUUUUGAAUACUUAAAGUACUAUCAUGAGGUUCCAAACAAAAUUUUGUGCAGCUAAGCUAAACAUGCAAGAAUAACUUUUUGUUUAUUUUGCAUAUCUAAUGUGAUUGUAACAUUUAUGUUGAUACCUCAUUAUUGAAUGUAUAAUAAAAUAUUGUAAUGUUGUAACAGCAGACUACAACAACUCAUUGUGACAGUGAAUUAAGUUUGUUCAUAUAAGAAAAUUUUAUUGAUGCUACAUUUUGCAUAUAAUACAUAGUUAUGUUGAAAAACAUACCAAACAUGUUCAUACUAAAAACAUCUUUUAGCAGAGGAACUAUUAAUUGGAUUUUAUUUGAAUAAAAUUGUUUGAGACAUUUCAAA